CCAGUCUCUCUCGGUCUCUCCACGCCGGCAAUCGAACGCACGCGGACGAACCCGAGCCGUGGAGAGGGGCAGGCGGCGAGAUGACGGCGGGGCACAAGAGCGGGGGCGGCGGCGCCGCGGCCGCGCGAGCAGCGGCGGCGGGACCGAGGACGGUGCUCAUCACUGGGGUCAGCCGCGGGCUGGGCCGCGCGCUCGCCAUGGAGCUCGCGCGACGGGGCCACUUCAUCGUCGGCUGCAGCCGCUCCGCCGACCCCAUCCGUUCCCUCGAGGCAGAGAUCGCUUUCCCGUCCCGCCACUUCCUCACCGUCGCCGACGUCGUAAUGCACUCUAUUCCUCUUCCUCACGAUCUCGUGAGGUCUGACAGUGGCAUGGCUGAGCUGGCAAAGGCUGUUGUGGAAAAGAAGCAAAUUCCCGAUAUCAUAGUAAACGGUGCUGGUACAAUAAACAAGAAUAACAAGACGUGGAAUGUUCCAGCAGAAGAUUUUGAUGCGGUGGUUGAUACAAAUAUUAAAGGAACGGCGAAUGUACUUCGCCAUUUUGUACCACUUAUGAUACAGAAGAAACAUGGGAUUAUAAUCAAUUUCUCCUCUGGUUGGGGAAGGUCAGCUGCUGCAGAGGUUGCUCCUUAUUGUGCUUCAAAGUGGGCUAUUGAGGGUUUAACACGCUCCUUAGCCAAAGAGCUGCCUCCUGGAUUGGCUGCCAUUGCUCUUAGUCCUGGUGUUGUGAAUACUGACAUGCUUAAUUCAUGCUUUGGAAGUUCAGCUGCGCUAUACCAAUCGACUGAACAAUGGGCACCCAAGGCAGCUACAAUGGUUCUAAGCCUUUCACUGGAAGAUAAUGGUGCCUCACUCACUGUUUGAUGGCGUAGCAAAUCUAUGUGUUGGAUCAAUAGAUAUUGGAUUCCCCUGUAGUUUUAACUUGUAGCUGUUGCAAUAUAACGUUGUGCUAGUAAGUCGACUGAUAAAUGCGGUUCUGCUCUCCAGUUCGCCUCACUGUGGUCCGAAAAUAUGAUAUGUUUAGAACCGCUUCUCAGCCGGACCUGGACGGCUUGCUUUUCAAACAGCUUCUUCAAGAAGCCAAAGCCCCAGUUGAGCUAACAAAAGCCAUUGCUUGUCGGUAUCUCUAAUCUCAUGUGAUUUGUUUU
This is a messenger RNA of Brachypodium distachyon (stiff brome), 1144 nucleotides long. Its product is annotated as NADPH-dependent pterin aldehyde reductase. Gene Ontology annotation, molecular function: oxidoreductase activity, acting on the CH-OH group of donors, NAD or NADP as acceptor. The transcript is spliced from 5 exons. NCBI's taxonomy places the organism in Eukaryota, Viridiplantae, Streptophyta, Magnoliopsida, Poales, Poaceae. Gene Ontology annotation, cellular component: cytosol. The record is from RefSeq and is a predicted model, not a curated record. The coding region runs from base 81 to 860 and encodes 259 amino acids. Gene Ontology annotation, biological process: folic acid-containing compound metabolic process.